Molecule: messenger RNA, 2926 nt
Organism: Formica exsecta
Lineage: Eukaryota; Metazoa; Arthropoda; Insecta; Hymenoptera; Formicidae
Product: nuclear pore complex protein DDB_G0274915-like
Exons: 6
Coding region: 343-2310 (655 amino acids)
Molecular function (GO): metal ion binding
Source: RefSeq, a predicted model, not a curated record
GCCUAUCGCUAUCGCUUAGCAUUAUGCGAUAGGCUUCAUGUUUUAAAACCAUAUGUAUAUACAUAACCAAAUAAUUUUUAAGAAAUAAAAUCAAAGUUUAUACUUUAUGAGAAAGAGGAAAAGUGAAAGGUGAAAGAGAGUACGGUGCUGUGUUACAGACGAUUAUCCGUAAGAGAAGAAGAGAGGAAGAUAUCACUUAUAUUUCUACUUAUCUUUACGAUCAGAGGCGGUGCUGAAACCUGAAACUAUUGAAUCUAUUGAAUUUCAAGAAAGAGUUUGUGUAUAUCUUGUGAUACCGCAUCCAUAAAGAAAAGGAAGAGAGUUUGCACCCUAGUGUAUACAAUGGUUAUCUGCAAAUAUUAUCGGCAAGGCAAUUGCCGUUACGGGCAAUAUUGUCAAUUCGAACACAUAAAUAAUUUCGGCAAUACCAAAACUGAUCAUAAUGAGGAUGACAUUGUUGUCACAGUAGCCAAAGAGGUACUUCUUGCGGAGAGAGGUGGACAAUGGUUAUUAUCAUGUUUUGGACCAUUCAGAGACCGUCCCAUCAUACCAGGCAUGGAGGAUUUAUCUCCAGACGAGGUUCGAUGUGAGAUAUAUGAGGCACAAAAAAGCGGCAUGGUUGAACAAGCAAAACUAAAUUUCCAACGAUUGUGCCAAGAUAUGAAGGCGAAAAGAGAAGCGCUGAAGAAUCCCACUCGAGAGACAAUCACAAUGUUGAAAAAGAUCUUGGGAAGCAGCCAAAAAGGUGAGUUGAAUGUAAGUGGCAAUAUAUCCAAUAAAUCAUCUACUUUCUCCUUUACAGCUCCUCAUUUGGGCCUAGUCAAUACUAAUACAUCGACUAAUAAUGUGUUUGGAAAUAAAACAUUUGCCGUGCAAAAUAAUAAUCCAUUUGGAGGAGGAGGAUUCACUUCCUCGAAUAAUACGUCGUCAAUAUUUGGAAAGACUAAUAAUAACUCAACGUCAGUGUUUGGUAAUACAGCGACCUUUGGGAACAAUCUCGGUGGAUUCGCUACUGCGACAAAUACCAACUCCUUCUUCGGUGGAACAACCAACACCUCGACAUCGUUUAACGGUAUACAGAAUAAUACGUCCACGUUCGGGACACCUCAGAAUAAUCCAAUUUUUGGCGGAUCGUCUCAAGCUGUGUUUGGCCAAAAUAAUAAUGUGUUUGGCACUACGAAUCAGCUCGGCAAUGCAUCUUCCACUUCGCUGUUCAACAAUCCGAUGACUUCGCAAGCAAACACUUCUCUAUUUGGCGGAGCGACAACCACUACGCCCAACUUUUUCGGUAGCUCGUCAUCAUCCGGCUUACAGACAAACUCGGUUUUCGGAGCCUCUACCACCUCAUCCGGUUCAUCUUUUAACGGCGGUAUAUUCAACCAGCCGAAAACGCAGAUUCCUGCGUUUGGCGGGGCGCCAGUUUUCGGCGGGGUAACUUCCAAUUAUGCCAAUAAUUCCAACGGCAAUUCCAUCUUCGGCGUCAAUCAAACAUUCGGCGCUACCACAGCGAUACCCACGAGCGGUAUCUUUGGCGGAUCCACUGCCGUCGCGACACCAGCUUUCGGUGUAUCCGCCUCUACGACAACGCCAGUUUUCGGUACGUCCAUCGCCACCACAACAACGUCAGGUUUCGGUACGUCUGUUACUACAACGCCGGCCUUUGAGCUAAACCAACAGCACGGUAAUAAUACUUUUGGAACGACCGCAUCUGCCCCGAAUGUCUUUGGUGGUACGCAAAAUACUGAUGCCACCAUGUCAGUAGGAAACGGUAAUGCACCGUUCGGAACAUCGAUCACCGCUGGUCCGUUCGUUACCGUUAAUUCGCAGCAAUACGAUUCUACAGGCGCGAGCUCAACGCCGUUUGCCGGCACGGGAUUCGGCAUAGCUGUCGCGAACAGUACAUUCGGCACCACAGAAACGUCUUCCAAUCCGAUAUUCGCGAACGCGGGAACUACUUUCGCAACCUCUAACGGAACAAUUCCGAAUUCUUCGUUUCCCACGUCGACGUUCGGCAAUAUUAACGCUUCCUCGUCUACUAGCAGCACAACUCUCACUACAACCACAAAUCCAUUCGCACCGCGAAUGCAACAAGGCGGUACGCCGUUCGGAAACAUACAGACUCAAUCUGCUAUCGGCCUCUCCUCUCCAUUCGGAAAAUCGCCGUUUAACACAACUGCCAACACUGUCAUCGACGAUACUGUUUACAGCGUGGAAGGUGCAUUAACGGAUGACGAAAAAAGCAUGUAUUUGGCUGAGAAAUUUAUUAUCGGUAAAAUACCACUCAAACCUCCUACCAAAGAUAUAAGGUAAUUCCAUUCAGAGAUUUAUAUAGCAAUACGUAUAAAGCAUGUGCUGUGAUAAGGACGAGUUUCUAUUGCUUGUAAAAUAUCCAAAUUUUUCUACGACUCAAUGUACAUAAAAUUAGAUUUUUAGUACAAAUCCGUAGUCAGGCAACUAAAAGCUUUUAGCUUGACGUUAAUUUGACGGUUUCGAAUGUUUUACAAUUCGAAGAAUAAUUUGAAAAAUUAAUGUGACAACAUAAAUCCAAUUGACAUAAUCCAUAUUGAUGUGUAAAAGUGAUUUUGGUUUAAAAACUGCGGUUCAAUAUGUAUAUAUAUUUCUUUUGUACUAAAAUCUUUUGAUUUAUUGAAAUAAAAUCAUUGUUGUUAAUUCGACAGUCCAUUAUGUUUGACAAUUAUAAAUAAUCAACACUAAUUAAAUAUACAAUUUUGAAUGAAUAAUACACAUUAUUUACAUGACAUGUUAAAUAAUACACAUUAUUUAAUGACUAAUACACAUUAUAUACAUUAUGUACAAAUGACAAUUGAUCGUAUCACAAAUUAUGAAUCUGUUGAUAGAUUUUUAUAAUAGAUUAUUCCGUGUGUAUAUGUAUGUGUGUGCUGAAAAAUAGAGGCAAAAAAGAGAA